AACAAUUACGAUAUUGUGGUUUCACACGCAAUAUAAAACAAAUAUCAUUUCUGAUAAGGGACAGGAAGUGUCAUAUAAAAGCCGAUAUGGCAACCUACUCAGAGAACAGACUAAUCUGCUAAUGUUUUCGUGAAAUUACCGACUCGCAUUUUUAAACAUUCAAUCGCUUUAAAAUUACGGGAAAUAUGAAAAAUGUCUAAACUUAUCGGACAAAUUCCGCAACGAUAGCUUACUCAAGUGUUUUAGAUCUAAAUGAAAAGAUAUGUUCGCUAAAGUUGAAAAAAAAAAGAAAAAAAAAAAAAAUUGGUGAUAGCGCACUCCACUUAAACGUUUCAGUAUUAUUUGUGCUUCAGUGAGAACGAGUCGUAUCCGUCUCGUUUCAUUCAUUUCUCUGCCUUCAGUUCAGGACGGAAGCACGCAAGCAUCCUAGACAUUAAGUGAAUUGAAUGUAAACAACGUAAAUUAUCUAUCCUAGCAAUCGCACGCCAGCUGUAUGGAUCACGUUCUCUUCAACAAGAAACUGCGACUCGUAUACGUGCUGCUUUUGUGUCUGCUGCUUGGUAUCAUUAUCCCGUACAUCAUUAGCUCCACGGCUUUCAAGAGUGAGGUAACCGUUAGCUAUGGCACCUGCGCUCUCAACGUAUCAUAUAGGUUCGAGUGCGUCCCCGGGCGGCUGGUGAUAGGCGAGGGCGAGUGCCACCAACUGGGAUGCUGCUACGACACGAACAAGCAGGACGACACGUCCGCCCCGGUCUGCUUUCACUCGAUCCCGCCGGAGUAUCGCUACGUGAUCGCCAACGAGACCGAGAGCAGCAAGCGAAUCUACAGGCUGAGCGAGGAGAGGAAGCUCGAUCUGUAUCUCGACAACCUGAAUGAAUACACGCCCUUCGGAACCAAGGCCUGGCCCCUCCGCGUCCUCAUCCAGCGGAAGAAGAACGACAUCGUCCGCAUCAAACUCUGGAACGAGGACUACAUCAAGGACACGAUGGACGACUUCCAGGAGGAGAGCUGCGUCGACGAUUGCGAGCUCGACGUCGAGGUCGACGCCACGGGAGGGAAGUUCAACAUUACCGUCCUGCGUCGCAAGACGAGGAAGCCCCUCAUGGAGACCAUCUUCGGGCCGCUGGUGUACGGCGAGGACUACAUGGAGAUCACGACGCGCAUCCCGACGGCGCACCUGUACGGCCUCGGCCAGCGCGAGCGGGAGACGUUCGAGCUGCUGCCCAACUUCGAGUACCGGACGCGCUGGACGCUCUUCAACCGCGACGGCGACUCUGGCGCCACCUUCGGCUCUCACCCCUUCUACAUGAACUUCGAGGACGACGGCAAGAUGUACGGCGUCUACCUGAGGAACUCCGCCCCCGUCGAGGUGGGGGUCCUGCCCAUCCCGGCGCUGGUGUUCCGGUCGGUGGAUGGGAUCUUCGACUUCAGGAUCCUCGCAGGACCCACGCCGAAGGACGUGACCGAGCAGUACACCUCCAUGGUGGGCUUUCCCGAAAUGCCUCCCUUCUGGGCCCUCGGCUACCACCUCUGCAGGACGACCCUCAACGAGACCGAGUACGAGAGCGUCGUCGACCGCAUGGUGUCCGACAAAGUGCCCUACGAGAGUGACUGCAUCGACGCCAGGCUGAAUUACCCCGACCCGUUCGCCGCCUUCAGCGACAGAACGCAGGAGAGGGUCUCCAGGAUGAAGGCAGAAGGGCGGAGGUUCUUCUUCGUCCAAUAUCCUUACGUCCCUGUCACGAGCGAUGCGUAUGAGGCUGUCAGCGGUGAGAAAUUGCUCCUGAAGCUCAACAACAGUCAACCUUACUACGGCCUGAUCGAAGACACGGUCGUCGGGUAUCCGGAUUACUGCAACGAGAACGCCUUUGCCAACUGGCUGAACAAAACUGGCAUCCGGGGACUUUACGCGAACGCCGACGGGGUCAUGCUUCUCCAAAACACGCCACUCAACACCGCUAUUAUGAACUACUCCCUUUGGCUCGACACCAACGGAAGCGCCUGCAACGCCACCCAACCCGAGGCCUGCUGUCCCUCUGGCCAACGCCAAUUCAUGCCCUCCGGCCUCCGUGACUUCAACGAAGGCACGGUCUGCUCCGAGGCACGACACACCAGUAAGGACGUGCCGAGUCUUCAGCUGCAUAACGCGUACGGCCGCUGUCACCAUGGACGCGUGCACGAUUUGAUGAAGGACCUGAACCCGAACAAACGCUUCAUGGUGACCAGCCUCUCCACCCACCCAGGCAGCGGCACUCUGGGCGGGCACUUCGGCGGGGAGUACCCAGCUGAUUUCGUGGCACAGCGCAAGAGUCUGACGCAAAUGCUGGAGAUGGGGCUCUAUGGAGUGCCAUUAGUGGGGGUGCCUGUCUGCGGCAACACUAAUGGGUCCAGCGAACUGAGAACAGAGUGGUGUCUCCGGAGUCACCAAUCCGCUGCUUUCUGGCCGCUGAUGAUGAGUCACUACGAGGAGGGACAGACGCCUAGGAAUCCACCCAACUUUGAGAGUGGCUUCAGCGGGCAGCUCGCGUACUUCAUUCGCCAAAGGUACAUGAUUCUCCCUUACCUGUACACCCUGUUCCACGAGGCAGCUCAGCGGGGCACCCCUGUUCUGCGUCCUCUGUUCUACGAGUUCCCUGAGGACUUAGGUUCGCGCAACAACGCAUUCCAGUUUAUGCUUGGCGACGCCCUUUUGAUCACGCCCGUCUACAGUUCCCUUAUGGGUUCCACGAGCGUUCAAGUCGACGCCCAUUUCCCACCCGCGUCGUGGUAUGACUUCUACACAGGGAGUCUGGUAUCGAGCUCAUCCACAGGGGAAAACUUGGUACUUUCUACUCUUCUCACGGACGUCAAUGUGCAUGUCAAGGGAGGGACCGUCGUGCCGAUGCAGGGCAACCUUCAUGACUUCAUCAGAACCACCGAGGACCUGCGCAAGAUGCCCUUCCACAUCCUGGUCGUCCUCACCACCAACGUCACGACCGCUGAACCUACGACCACCCCCGCUGCUACGACCGACUCGGGAUCGUCGACGGAAAACCCAAAGGACGUGGGAGGGGGACAGGAUACGAUUUAUGCAAAGGGUCGCUUGUACUUGGACGAUGGCGUAACCCCCUUGAGCCAGAUCCCAGCGGCCCACGACCUUGACUUCUCCGCCGAAGCUGGUCGUUUCGUCCUCACUUCGAAGGGCAACGGCUGCGGGAACAGUGCCAUGAGUCAGUACAGUUCGACGGUGGAUAUUAUCAGGAUCUUUGGGGCUCCGAAAGUGACUGAGGUGCAAGUGAACAACGUUGGAUAUGAGCAUUUCACGCAAGAUUACGACACACUGGCAAUUCUCAUAACGAAGCUGAACUAUGACUGGUGUACAGAGGACCAACUCACCGUUACAUGGUAGUAAACCAACUACGAGUUAGAUUAUGUUAUGACGGGUUUUGAGCCUAUAGUUAGAGUUAAUGUUAAUGGUCAUGCAUUGGUGAUUUUUACUAUGCAUGAAUUUGGUGAUUUUCGUGUGGUAAGAAUGUGUUUAUCUGUUGUAUGAUUCUAGAAUAUGUAUAUUUCUUAUAUGUGCAUAUAUAUAUAUAUAAUAUAUAUAUAUAUAUAUAUAUAUAUAUAUAUGUGUCAGUAUAUCUAUAUAUCUUAUAACACACAUACAAGCACAAACACACAAACAAACACACACACACGCACGCACACACACACACAUACACACAAACACACACAAACACACACACACACAUCAUCUAUCCAUAAACACAUUGAAUAACGAUUAGGACUAAAUAGUUGAAAUGAAUAUGGAUAGAAAUAUAAAAUAUAGUCCUGAUACUUAAGUACUAAUUACAAUAUGAUUUCCUAGGGAUUGUUUGUAUCUAAAGUAGCAUGGUCAUCAUAUCAAGCUGAUGAAAAAUAUAUUCAUGUAGGAUGUGAUUCUGCUGUUUCUGAUUUUGAGUAUAUAACCAUAUGUCAGAGAAAGGCGUAUUUUUAGAUUAAAAACUGUCUGUCUAUCUGCCUGUCCAUAUGUCAGAUUAUCUAUCGAUAUGUCUACCUCUCCAUUUCACUGUCUAUCUCUUUAUUUAUAUAUCGCUAUGUCUACAUAAAUAGUUUACCAACAUAAAGUAUUUAAUUCAGAACUUUCAGUUGAUGGUUGCCAAAGGUAUAUUCUGAUGCUGUUGUAAUAUGAAAGGUUUCUUUCCUAAAUAAAUACUUGGAAUUA
Messenger RNA from Penaeus chinensis, 4204 nucleotides. RefSeq names its product sucrase-isomaltase, intestinal-like. The transcript is spliced from 14 exons. Lineage: Eukaryota; Metazoa; Arthropoda; Malacostraca; Decapoda; Penaeidae. The coding region runs from base 494 to 3388 and encodes 964 amino acids. The record is from RefSeq and is a predicted model, not a curated record. Gene Ontology annotation, molecular function: alpha-1,4-glucosidase activity; carbohydrate binding. Gene Ontology annotation, biological process: carbohydrate metabolic process.